CGAGAAGACGACACUUAAAUCAGUUGAUCAUUGCAGUUGGCCUCAAAUUCAAGGAGCAUCAGAUGUUUUAAAACCUGAAGAAAUAUUAGGCAGCACUCCUCACUGCAGCAGCAGGGAGUCCUAGGGCAGACAACCCAGUGAACUGGUGUUAAUUACCUCCCUUUUUUUACAACAACUGUCCGGCUGAGUCCCAACCACCAAACUGGAACAUGAGUGGUGUACCUGGAAGUAUACAAGAUGAACAGGCGAUGUCCUUACAUCAGAAAAAAUUAGACAAGGAGCGGAGAAGAAUUGAUGAACAAAAUAGAAGGAAGAGAGCGACUAACAACAUGGGCCUUCUCCAGCCCAACACUGAUAGUCGCCCUAACUCAGGUGGUCAUCGCCGGCGUGGAGAGGAAACGCGACCGCUGGUCAAAGAAUCAUCUAAACCGUCCACACCAACAAACUUUGAAUACCUCGGCCCAGCAGCUAAUGACGACAUAGACGACAUGGCAAGGUUGUCUCCUCAGGAUCAACGAACCAUGACAGUGCUCAACGUGACCACCGACAGCCACAGUGAUGACAGCGACAGUAUACCAGAGAUUGCUUCCCCUCUAGAAGAUAAUGUAACUCCAAAGAAAUCAAAGAACAAGAAAGAUAAAAAACAAAAGAAUGCCCAUCAAGCAGCAUUAGCCGCAGAACGAAGUACUGGGGACAGAGCUGACCGAGGAGAUCGAGGCGGAAAUGUCAUGUCCAUGAGUCCAAACAUGGGGGACGACGAUGUAGAGGAUGUGGAUGAUAGCAGUGCCCCCAUAGUACCCCAGCAAGUUGCACAAGGCAAAUCACCUGCUGGGAGGAAUGGCAAAGAGGAUUAUAAUUCUGGAGGGAAUGAUUUGGAUGACGAUGGGGAUGAGGUUCAAGGGGCGAUGGGCCGAACUCUCACUCCAGACAUCACAGAGAACCUCGACUCAUUUGUGUUCAAACCAGCCCCACAGGGCCAGACGGUAAAAUGUCGCAUCACCAGGGACAAGAAGGGUGUGGACCGUGGGAUCUAUCCCACCUACUAUCUACAUGUAGAGAGGGAGGAUGGAAAAAAGAUAUUUUUAUUAGCGGGAAGAAAAAGGAAGAAGAGUAAGACGUCUAACUACCUGAUAUCUACCGAUCCAACAGAUCUGUCACGAGGCGGGGAGGCCUAUGUUGGAAAGCUGAGGUCCAAUCUCUUGGGAACUCAUUUUACCCUUUUUGACAAUGGAGACAACCCAAAACAGAACUAUGAGAAUGCAAGGAAGGAACUGAUUGGAGUUGUCUAUGAAACCAAUGUGCUGGGAUUUAAAGGACCGAGAAAGAUGACCAUUAUCAUCCCUGGUAUGAAUCUUGACCAUGAGCGUGUAGACAUCAAACCACGAUCAGAUAAUGAUGGCCUUAUAGACCGAUGGAAGAGGAAGAACAUGGAGAACAUUCUGGAGUUACAUAACAAAACUCCAGUGUGGAAUGACGAAACACAAUCCUAUGUGUUGAACUUUCAUGGGCGAGUAACACAAGCAUCGGUGAAAAAUUUCCAGAUUGUCCAUGAUAACGAUGUGGAUUACAUUGUGAUGCAAUUUGGUCGUGUGGCAGAGGAUGUGUUUACUUUGGAUUUUAAUUACCCCUUGUGCGCAGUACAGGCCUUUGGCAUCGCCCUUUCUAGUUUUGACAGUAAAUUAGCGUGUGAGUGA
This is a messenger RNA of Ylistrum balloti, 1694 nucleotides long. Its product is annotated as tubby-related protein 3-like. The record is from RefSeq and is a predicted model, not a curated record. Gene Ontology annotation, cellular component: cilium. Lineage: Eukaryota; Metazoa; Mollusca; Bivalvia; Pectinida; Pectinidae. The transcript has 13 exons. Bases 210 to 1694 code for a protein of 494 amino acids. Gene Ontology annotation, biological process: protein localization to cilium.